Messenger RNA from Vicia faba (fava bean), 1146 nucleotides. The record is from the annotation of a GenBank genome assembly. NCBI's taxonomy places the organism in Eukaryota, Viridiplantae, Streptophyta, Magnoliopsida, Fabales, Fabaceae.
AUGAGCGGAGGGAGAAGAAACGAUGAGAGUGAUGAUGAAGGAGGAGGGUGGGGUUCAACGUUUUUGAAACUGGCAGGUGCGGCAGCCGUGAUAGGUGGCAUAUACAGUGUCCUAAAACAACCCCAAGCUGAAGUCACACCAUAUGGAACGCGGCAACCUGAUCCUCAAGUGGUGAUACUCAAAGUUGACGGUUCGCUUCUGCCCAGAAAAGCUGGCUGUGGAGGAUACCUGAGCAGCGCGUCACAGAAAUGGAUAUGCGGUUUCACUCUGAAGUUGGAUCCGAGUUUAAAAGUAGAUGAAACUGAGAGACAAGCAAUUCUGAGAGGUUUGAAAUGGGUUAGAGAAAAGGGAAAGAGGAAAGUUGAGGUGAAAUCAGAUAAUUUUGGGGUUGUGGAUUUAGUGAAUUCUGGAAGUAGAUCUAAUGAUUAUGUUAUACGUGAAAUAAGGGAUCUUCUUUGUAGUUCUGAUUGGGAAGCCAAAUUGAGUUGGAUCUCUGGUGAUCAAAACAAAGUUGCUGACAGACUUGCUCAUAAAGCUCAUGCAUUAAUUUCUUUUGGCAGUAGUGGUGUGCAAUCAAAUGAUCAAGAACAUGAAACACAACAAUUUUGCACUCAAGGUAGCGUAGAAACUAUUAACCUUGGUGAAGAAGUUGCAUCUGCACCGGUUGCGAAAACGCCUAAACAAAGGUUCCAACAAAAAGAGGAUGAAGUUCUCAUUCAAUCAUGGCUCAACGUUUCAAAGGAUUCAAUUGUUGGGGUUGAUCAAAAAGGAGAUAGUUUUUGGAACAGGAUUGGCGAAGCUUACAACAAGCAUCGUGACACCAAUUACAAAGAGAGGAAACCGAUGGCACUUAAAGGUCGAUGGCACAAAAUUAAUCCAUCUAUUCAAAAGUUUGUUGGAUGCUACAAACAAGCUGUGUCUACACAACAAAGUGGGAGCUCCGAGAGCAAUAUCAUUCAAGCUGCAUAUAAAAUUUAUUUUCAAGAUGAAGGUGAAAAGUUUAUAUUUGAGGCUGCAUGGAGAUUAUUGAAAGAUGAACCUAAAUGGCUCACGGGUUCAUCGGAAGCUUCUACAAAAAGAACAAAGAAUUCAGCUUCAGGAGCAUAUUCUUCAUCUUCUAAUCCACCGACACCAACGAGUAGCUGA